This is a messenger RNA of Talaromyces marneffei, 1707 nucleotides long. RefSeq lists its product as uncharacterized. Gene Ontology annotation, biological process: transmembrane transport. The coding region runs from base 1 to 1707 and encodes 568 amino acids. Lineage: Eukaryota; Fungi; Ascomycota; Eurotiomycetes; Eurotiales; Trichocomaceae. The record is from RefSeq and is a predicted model, not a curated record. Gene Ontology annotation, molecular function: transmembrane transporter activity. The transcript is spliced from 4 exons.
AUGGCCGGGACAUUCACGUCCGGGACCCCUUCGGUCUCUACAUCAACCACAGACGUCACACAGACCGCCCUCAAUAGCGAUUCUGUCGAUAUGAACUUGACCGAGAAACAGAUCGGAGACAGCGACAGCGCUCACUCAAACGAAAGCAAAACUGAAGUCAGAAGUAUUCAAGGCUGGCGAUGGCUCGCAGUCUGUAUAUCAGUCUACAGUACAUGCUUCCUAUACGGACUCGAUACAACUAUCGCGGCGAACAUUCAGGCAAACGUGGUAGAGACAUAUGGUGCAGUUGAGAAGUUGGCUUGGCUUGGAACGGGCUUUUCACUUGGGUCGAUUGCGAUUAUUAUGUUUGUAGGCAAGGCAUUCGGUAUCUUCAACCUUCGCACAUUAUACCUCACCUGUCUCAUCAUGUUUGAGGCUGGCAGCGCCCUCUGUGGAGGCGCACCUAGUAUGAACGCCUUGAUCGUUGGUCGUAUUUGGGCUGGUAUGGGUGGUGCCGGUAUCUAUCUUGGGGCACUCAACACAGUUGCAAUUUUUACUACCAACGCCGAACGAUCCAUUUAUAUUGGUUUGAUUGCGCUCUUCUGGGGCUUGGGAUGUAUCCUAGGACCUAUUAUUGGAGGUGCUUUUGCCGAUAGCGCGGCAACAUGGCGAUGGGCUUUUUACAUCAACCUCGUCAUCUGCGGCGUCUUCGCACCGACGUAUUAUUUCAUGCCAUCCCACGACCCUCAACCCACCAAAUCCUUCCGCAACAAACUCCGCGACCUAGACUGGGUUGGCACAAUCCUCAACGCCGUUGUAUAUGUCACAUUCGUGCUAGCCCUCACCUUUGGAGGCGCAACUUGGCGUUGGGGAGCCGGCGGCACCAUUGGUUUAUUCGUCGCCUUUGGAGUCAGUCUGAUGGUAUUUUCGGUGCAACAGACAUUCUCAAUUUUCACUACGCCAGAGAAUCGUAUCUUUCCGGUUGAUUUGUUACGCAAACCGGUUAUGAUAUUGUUGUAUAUCUCGACGGCCUGUUCCGCGACGGGUUUGUCGUUGUCGAUUUAUUAUAUCCCGGUUUACUUCCAGUUUGCGCAUGGUGAGAAUGGUAUGACUUCCGCUGUACGGUUGCUUCCAUUUAUCGUGUUGUUUGUCUUGUUUGUGAUGCUCAAUUCGAUCAUCAUGCCUCGAACCGGUUGGUAUCUUCCCUGGUUCAUAUUCAGUGGCAUCUUCAUUACCAUCGGUGCGGCGUUGAUGUAUGCACUUGUCGACAGCCAAACCAGCAACAGCGCAAUAUAUGGAUACAGUGUAUUCCUGGCGCUAGGUGUCGGAAGCGCUUGCCAAGCAGCAUAUUCCAUCGCCACUGCUAAAGUUGACGCACACCGUACUUCUGAUGCCGUGGGAUUUAUUAAUUCUGCUCAAAUCGGUUCGAUCACCAUAGCGUUGGCCAUCUCCGGUACGCUUUUCCAGAACAUAGCAUAUCAAAACAUCGCAAAUGCCACAGCGGGUUUGGGAUUCUCGCCGGCUGAUAUCGAAGCUGCGAUUGCCGGGGCAAAGAGUGUUAUUUUUAGUGACACGACGGCUGAAGUGAGGGCAGCUGUUAUCGAGGGCGUUGUUAAUGCCAUCCGAGACGUGUAUGUCAUGGCCAUUGCUGCCGGAGCAUUGGGUACUGUCGCGGCGUUUUUGCUUCCUCGUGAAAGACUGUACAUGGAGAUGACAGCGGGUGGUUAA